Molecule: messenger RNA, 1713 nt
Organism: Patella vulgata (common limpet)
Lineage: Eukaryota; Metazoa; Mollusca; Gastropoda; Patellidae
Exons: 8
Coding region: 320-1555 (411 amino acids)
Source: RefSeq, a predicted model, not a curated record
UUUUAUGUGUCAAGGAGUAGGGUCGCUUGUCCAACUUCGUGCGUUUUCCCCGAGUCCUCCGGUUUCCUCCCCCUGCUAAAGACGCCUACGAUCAAACGAAUUAUUGAAAUAAAAUUGAACCAAAUGUUAGCCCGAAAUGACCUAGUUUGUGUCAAGUUGACGUUAAACCCGAUUUCCCCCUCUCUCUCUUUUCUGGGUCGUCCGGGUUUUAUGUUCUCCAACUGCUGAAGACGCACUUGCACAAGAGGCCACUCAGAGAUCUUUCAAAAGAGGAAUCUUAUUCUUUAACUUUCUGUAACCCUAAACAUUCCCACAAGAUAUGGACAGGGAAUUCAGCCCUCAGUCUCAACAUUAUAUUAAUUUUAUUUCAGGUUGUCCAUUUGGAUGGGCACCAUUUAGGACUUCAUGUUAUAAAUAUUUCGGUGAGAAAAAAGAUUUAUCGUCUGCCACAUCAUUCUGUGCGUCCCUGAACUCUAAACUUACAACAGCUAAAGACAAAGAAGAAGUGGACUUGAUAGCAUCUAUCAGGGCCACCAUGUUAGAUAUAUGGGUUGGGCUAAAAAGAGAGUCGGAUGGUUGGUACUGGUCGGAUGGAACUAAAGCGGAAAAUCUUAAUUGGAAAGCUGAACCCCCGGCAUAUAAAAGUAUAGCAAUAUUAAAAGGUCAAGAUGUUGAUAGAAAGUUAGAUUAUCCAUGGUAUGAUUAUGGUAAAUAUCCAUUUGUUUGCCAGUAUGUACCUGGAGAACGAGCUAUUUGUAUAGAUAGACAAGACAAUUGUGAAGAUCAGAUUAAGCUUUAUCCAGCUGUUUGUACAGAAAAUGUAGGAUUUGCUAGACAGGAAUGUGCCUUUUCUUGUAAUGUCUGUGAGCCGAUUACAGGUGAGAUAUGCCAAAUAGAAGCUGCAACGGCCGGUGUGGUACAAACAGGAACUGCUACAAGUCUACAGGCUGGCCAAUCGGUAACUUACACGUGUCAAGAAGGAUUUGGUUUAAUGUCAGGUGAUCUAGGGAGAGGUUGUUUAAGAUCUGGUCAGUUGACAGGAGAAUAUCCUGUGUGUGCUGUGAAAAGUUCUCUUACAACAUUAAGUAAUAAUCUGAAUAUGGUUGAACGAGUUAAUGGUGGCAAUUGGCGAAGUGGUUUUACCGGCAUGCAGGAACAUUUUAAAAUAGACAGAGAUGGGGAAAUCACACAAUGGCAGUUUUAUAGUAGAACGCCCGGAGCAUCAGAACUGAUGGUGUGGCGACCAUCUGGAAGUUCACCAACUACAGCGAUGACACUUGUAGGUCACAACCGUGUCACAACUCGUCGUAACAGAAUGCAAUAUAUAGACAUCCCAGUAGGCCAAAGAAUACAGGUUAAGGCUGGAGAUUUGAUUGGUUUAUGGGUAGAAACUGGUACUGGCAUACCUUACGAUGAUUGCAGAGGGAGCUACUCGAUUGCAUUGAACGGCUGGUAUAAUCCAAACACGUUUGUUACUGGUAACCAGUACCCCUUCCGGUCGGAUUAUAGAUGUAGAAUCUACUCUCUGAAAGCCAAAAUUGCACCGACUGCUUAAUGGAAACGACUACAACAGACCUUGAUUUCCCAAGAUAACCAGUUCUGUUUCUUGUUGAUGUGAUCCCGUCAUAUUUAAUGUUAAUGGACAAUAAGAAUAGAGAUAUUCUGUUAAUAAUAAAGCAUACAUAUUAAUUGUUGUAAUAUGGGUAUUAAUUA